Beta vulgaris subsp. vulgaris (sugar beet) is the source of this 3314-nucleotide messenger RNA. RefSeq names its product protein-tyrosine-phosphatase MKP1. Gene Ontology annotation, biological process: protein dephosphorylation. Gene Ontology annotation, molecular function: protein tyrosine/serine/threonine phosphatase activity; actin filament binding. Lineage: Eukaryota; Viridiplantae; Streptophyta; Magnoliopsida; Caryophyllales; Amaranthaceae. The record is from RefSeq and is a predicted model, not a curated record.
ACUCUUUGUAGAAAAGGGAAAGAGAGAGAAAGACUAUGAAGCAACACCCUAUUUUGAGUUAUAAUACACACAGACACACUAUCAAUUUAUAUGAAUUCAUCAAUUUCUCUCUUGAAAAAGACUUGUACCUUCCCCUUUCGCUAUGCUUCUUCUCUCUCUCCCCUCUCUCCCGUGAAGCAAGCUUACUCCGCCCAACCCCACUAACUACUUCUAUGUCUAUCACACACUAUUAAUUUUUCGUGGAUGCCUCUUCUCAAACUGUUAUGUGGGAUUAGAUUGAUGAGUUGUGGUUAUUAAGGUAUGUGCAACUUGUUUGAGCAAAUAUGGAUUUGAUAAUAUAAGUUUUAUAUUUGUUAAUUGGCUGUCAAAUUGUCAAUUUUUAUGCUUAGGAGUAGUGUAGGAAAAUUGGGAAAUUUUUUAAUUUUGGGUAAAUUAAUUGUGGAGGGAAGUGGGCAUGGUGGGCAAAGAAGAUGAAAGUGGUUCAUGGGGUCAGUAUCAAGUUUGUAACAAUGCCCCCAAAAAGUUUUGGAGGUCUGCUUCGUGGUCUUCAUCUAGAACUGCUACCCAUAACCCUGAUAAUGACGAUAAAGAUAACGUCGAUAUAAAUGGGAGUUCUGCGUAUAAUGGUAUUCAAGCCCGGAGGUUCCCUGCUCCAUUAACUCCUCGUUCCCAACAGAAUUGUAAGGCUAGAUCAUCUUUGCCCCCACUACAACCACUUGCCAUUGCUCGAAGGAGCUUGGACGAAUGGCCAAAGGCUGGCUCAGACGAUAUAGGAGAGUGGCCUGGACCACCCACCCCUAGUGGCAGGGAUGUGAAUAAGGGUGCGGAAAGGUUGAAGCUCGAUAUGUCUGUUAUUCAGACGAAUUCAGAUAGGAAUGGGGGAUUUGUUAAGAAAGAUAAAAUUGCAUUUUUUGAUAAAGAAUGUUCAAAGGUGGCGGAGCACAUUUAUCUUGGAGGUGAUGCUGUUGCUAAGGAUAAGGAUAUACUGAAAAAGAAUGGGAUUACCCAUGUGCUUAAUUGUGUGGGUUUUGUUUGCCCCGAGUAUUUCAAAGCCGAGUUUGUUUAUAGAACGUUGUGGCUUCAGGAUAGUCCUUCAGAAGAUAUUACUAGCAUACUUUAGUUUGACUAUUUUGAAGAUGUGAGGGAGCAGAGAGGAAAGGUUUUUGUCCAUUGUUGUCAAGGUGUAUCUCGAUCUACAUCGCUGGUGAUUGCUUAUCUUAUGUGGAGAGAGGGGCAGAGCUUCGAUGAUGCAUUUCAAUAUGUAAAAGAAGCUAGGGGUAUUGCUGACCCAAAUAUGGGUUUUGCUUGCCAAUUGCUGCAAUGCCAGAAAAGAGUUCACGCCUUUCCUCUCAGUCCAAGCUCAUUAUUGAGGGUGUACAGGAUUGCACCCCAUUCUCCAUAUGACCCCUUACAUCUUGUCCCUAAAAUGUUGAAUGACCCGUCUCCUUUGGCCCUUGAUUCUAGAGGCGCAUUCAUUGUACAAAUGCCAUCUGCAAUUUAUGUUUGGCUGGGCAAGAACUGUGAAGUUAUAAUGGAGAGGGAGGCAAGAGGUGCUGUGUCUCAGAUUGUGCGAUAUGAAAGAGUACAGGUGCCUGUCCAUGUAAUCAAGGAAGGUGAGGAGCCAUCCUCUUUUUGGGAUAUCUUCUCUGAUUUUGUCAUGGACAAAUAUGCUAAUGGUGUUAAGCACGAGGAUGCUAAAAUGCAGCCCGGUGACAGGAAAGUAGACUCAUAUGAUGUUGAUUUUGAGAUAUUUAAGAAGGCGAUUAAUGGGGGUUUCGUGCCAGCCGUAGCAUCAUCAGAGACUGAACAUGAAACACAUCUUCCUGCGCGGGAGAACAGUUGGAGUGUGUUGAGACGCAAGUUUGCAUCCUGUCAUAUGAAGGAGUUUGUCUUAGCUCCCAAGUCAAUUGUCAAUAGACUUUACUUAGAUUCUAGGCUGAAUGGUCAUGGAGAUAGUAUUGUUUCCAAUAAUUCACGUAUCUCUGAUGUUACACUGGCGUCCUCAACAUCCUCAUCACCUUGUUCUUUGUCAUCAUUAUCUUUAGCAUCAUUAUCACCUCAUCUUUCUCCAGACUCCAUCUCCUCUGAUUCAAGUAAUAACUCAAAGUGUUCCUUAAAUUCUCCUUCAGAGUCACCCUUGUCAUUAUCACCAGCUGUAUCUGCAUUCUCUAACAUGUCUCUCUCAUCUAAAACUUCUACAAAUGAAUCUAACCAUCCAGGCUACAUUGAGGUUGACUUUGGCUCACAUCCUUUAAGAUCCACCAAUUUACCUUCUAGAAGAUCACCUUUGUCACUUGCAGAGCGUAGAGGUAGCUUAUCCAGAUCCCUGACUUUGCCAAUUGUGUCUGGUGAUGGAAGGAUGCAAGAACCUGCUGAAGAGCUCUUUGUUGAUAAACAAAAUGGUAAUGUAGAUGAUAAUACCUGCUUUUCGUUUGAGCUAGACAAGGGAGGAAUGAUUGCAGAUUGCAAGAAUGCUUCUCUUGAAAAGCAUCUUGACUCUGGUAAUUUAGCAAGCAAAUGCAGUCCACAUCUAAUGGAUUCUAUUGUAACAAGUGUUUGUGAUAUGAUGAGAGGAAACUCUACUCCAAGUAUUAUCGCAGGGGGUGUGUCAAUGAUUUCCACAAAUUGUGACUCCGAUCGACCUUGUGUUUACCGCUUACCCAGUCUGGAGAAGGUAUCAGUAUCCGGAGCAUUUGAGCUAGAUUCAAGUUCAGCCUUUAUUAUCACGGCUCCUGGGAAAGUUACAUGCCCGAUCAACAAUAUUAAUAUCUAUCUCUGGGUUGGCAAGACUUUCAAAUUUGGUCAAAAUCAAGUUCAUGCAAAUAGUAAAGUAAGUGAUGUAGACUUAGCUGACUGGAAGCAAUUUGGUUCAGAUGUUCUGUGUCGCAUGGGUCUCCCUGAAAACACCAACAUUAAGAUUGUCAGAGGAGGAGAAGAACCAGCAGAUUUCCUCGAAGGGUUGAGUACAUUGUAGCAGUACACUAAUCGGGGAAUAUGCUGCUCAUGCAAUACAUCUUUGUUGGGCAUUUCUUUCGAGAAAUAUAGCCACACAAACAUGGGAGCCUGCAUUGUGUUUACAGGGUCUGCUAACAGGAUGUACAGACUACACUCAUGUGAUGCGCUCAAACAUGUUAUUGAGAUACUUACUGACUGAUUUAGUAGACGCUCCUUGUAUAUUCAGGAAUUAUUUAUUACUUAGGAUGGGUCAUUGGCGACCGUUUAAUGCAAAAGUUAUUUCUGCCAAAACGUUCCCGUUAUUUUUCUAUUUAAAGCAUUUGCAAAUUUAUAUUAGGAAAAUUGGGUUCUUUGUGCAA